CUUGUCGGGAAAACAGUUCUUCUCUUUCACACCAUUUCUAGUCACUAUGAUUUUGGUAUUUUAUAUAAUAUAAUGUAUAUUAUAUUUAUACAGUUAUUUCAUGUGACAAGCUUUUUAGCAGAAUUUACUCGUUUGAAGUGUAUACAUAUACAUAUACAUAUACGAUGAUGAUGAUGAUGAAGAAAAUGAUGCUCUACUGCCAGCUUGGGGUUGAAGCUGCAUGGACAGCCAUAAAUGUCAAGCUUCUUCUCUGUAUAUAUAGGACAAGAGAAAGAGAGUUGGGAGGGUGACCGAUCAAUUACAAGACGACUGCUUUCUUUUCCUUCCUGUCCUUUCACGUGCCGCCCGUCUUCUCCGGCCACCGUUUCAGUUUCUCCUGUUCCGGUCAGUGGAUCUCCGGCGCACACACACCCUCACACAUAUAAAGCCAAGUGCUUGCCCGCUUCUACAUGUAUAACUUGAUGGCCGCUGUUACACUAGUGGUAGUCGUGUCCGUAAUUCUCCUUGUCUCCUUGGCUUUGGCCGCCGGCGACCGGAGCUUGCAAGAGGACUUCACCGAGUACAAAGCGCGAGCAAUUCAUUUUGUACGGCGGGACGGCCAUGUGGGUUACCGUCAUCAUUGGCCAGGCAUGAAAUUUGGGUGGAGAAUCGUGGUGGGGACUGUGAUUGGCUUCCUCGGAGCAGCUUUUGGGAGCGUCGGCGGAGUCGGCGGCGGCGGCAUCUUCGUCCCCAUGCUCACUCUCAUCAUCGGGUUCGACCCCAAAUCCUCCACCGCCAUGUCUAAAUGUAUGAUAACGGGCGCGGCGGCGACGACAGUGUACUACAAUCUGAGGCUGAGGCAUCCGAAUACGGCGGACCAACCCAUCAUAGACUACGAGCUGGCGCUGCUAUUCCAGCCGAUGUUGAUGCUGGGAAUCAGCGUUGGCGUCGCCUUCAAUGUUAUCUUCGCCAACUGGAUGGUUACAAUCUUGCUCAUUGUGCUGUUUAUAGUGACAUCAAGCAAGGCCUUCCUCAGGGGCAUAGAGACAUGGAAGAAGGAGACUAUUGUUAAAAGGGAGGCUGCUGCACGCUUGGCAUCUAAUGGUGGGGAUGGGGGUGGGGGUGGAGGUGGAGGUGGGGGUCAGCAGCUGGAAGGCCAAGCGGAAUCCAAUGAAUCCAAAGCAUCAGAAGAGGUUUCCAUUAUGGAGAAUAUUCAGUGGAAACAGCUCGCCAUACUGAUUGCUGUUUGGGCCAGCAUCCUCGCCCUCCAGAUUCUCAAGAAUAAAACCACCACAUGUUCUGCGGCAUAUUGGGCAUUAAAUUCGUUGCAGAUACCGAUUGCGGUGGGGGCAUCGGCUUACCAAGCAGUAAGAUUGUACAAAGGGCGGAGUGAAAUAUCAUCAAAGGGAGAAGGACGAAAAGCCAUGAGAGUGCACCGUUUGCUUCUUUACUGUUUCUGCGGCAUUCUCGCCGGCGUUGUCGGCGGCCUGCUUGGACUCGGCGGAGGAUUCAUUAUGGCCCCUUUGUUUCUCGAGCUUGGAAUCCAUCCCCAGGUUUCGAGUGCGACAGCAACCUUUAUCAUGAUGUUCUCUUCAUCCAUGUCAGUUGUGGAGUACUACCUUCUAAAACGCUUUCCAAUUCCAUACGCUCUCUACUUUGGGGGAGUGGCUAUGGUGGCUGCGUUCUCGGGGCAGCAUGUGGUGACAAGAGCAAUUGCAAUUCUGGGGAGGGCAUCCUUGAUCAUCUUCAUUCUUGCCAUCACAAUCUUCAUCAGUGCAAUCUUACUAGGUGGAGUUGGCAUAUCAAACAUGGUGAAAAGGAUGGAAAGGAAGGAGUACAUGGGCUUUGAUGACAUUUGCUCGUACUAGGUUUAGGUUAAAAUUAUUGUAACCCACAAACUAAUUCGAUGAGGACGUAUAUAUAUAAUUAAUAUCCCCCAUGUAGCAUCAAAGAUUAAUUAAUAAUAGAUCAAUCCCCUCAUUCAGUCCCUUAUCAUGACUUUUUCCUUUUAGUUUCUUCUUUUUCUAAUUUAAUGUGUCUCCAAACACGAGGGGACUCUCAGAUUCUAUUGGAGAGAUUUUUAAAAGAAUG
Diospyros lotus (date-plum) is the source of this 2070-nucleotide messenger RNA. RefSeq names its product sulfite exporter TauE/SafE family protein 3-like. The record is from RefSeq and is a predicted model, not a curated record. Gene Ontology annotation, biological process: protein ubiquitination. NCBI's taxonomy places the organism in Eukaryota, Viridiplantae, Streptophyta, Magnoliopsida, Ericales, Ebenaceae. The transcript has 11 exons. Gene Ontology annotation, cellular component: membrane; Cul4A-RING E3 ubiquitin ligase complex. Bases 450 to 1847 code for a protein of 465 amino acids.